AUGACUGAUCGAUUCAACUUGACACAAUCACUCACAUGUGUAGCCUGUGGAGACAUUUUGAAUGAACCCAUUUCGCUCUCUUGCGGUUAUACAGUAUGCUCACAGUGCUUUCCUGUCAGCAGCCCAACCUCAGUAAAGAAAUCAGUAUUCAAAUGUCCAGUGCCUCACUGCGAUUCCGCAACACAUUUAUUCGGCCCUGAGUUACUGCCUGAUGUGGCAGUGACCAAACUCACACACAUCCUUCGCCAUGUCAUGCCAAGUUGCUCUCGCCCUCCAACUCCUUCCGAUGAAUUAGACCCCACAUCCAAACUAGACAUGAUUGCCAGUGCUGUCAUUCCCCUAUUAAACUGCCAUCGCUGCGCUUCACCAGUAACUGAUGCAGUGACAACACCUUGUGGACACACUUUCUGUAGACUUUGUAUAUUAGAAUCAAAAAUCGAAUCGGAUGCCUGCAACGCCUGCUCUCGUCCUCUUCCAAAAUACAGCAGCCUACUAUCACAAGCAACAAACCAACUCAUUUCCACCAUUGUCAAAGAUUUCCAACUCUCUGGAUUACUACCAUGCAACACUCGCGAAACACAAUUCUUGAACUCUACGAGCCUGCACCAAUACAACGUACCCCUCUUUGUCUCUGGCGCUGUCAUCCUGCCUGGACAAAGCUUCAGAUUACCUAUCUUUCAACCCAACCACCUGCGCAUGUUUCGCCAAGCUCUUAUUCCCUCUAGCAGAUACAACGGUCUUUGCUUAGCAUCAGUCCAUCGCAGCAGACCCGAAGUGGCUCAAUUUGGCACACUCUUACAAAUCAUCAAUGUCGAGCAUCGCAGUGAUUCCAUCCUGAUUGAGGUUGCUGGCGUCGAUCGCUUCAAGCUUGAAACGCAUACAGAAGAAGAUGAAUCCACCAUCUUUGGAACAUUCAAGAUCUUGCACGAAGCUUUUAUCCGCCAGCUCAGUAUCAAACUUCCCAACUCACCUUCCCCUGACGAUCAGCAAGGACUCAUUGCUCAGAAGGAACACAUCUCCAGCUAUGCUGUGGAUUUAGCAGACUCCAUUUUACAAUUCAUUCACCACCUUGGCACCGCUUCCAGCUUGCCUGCCAACGCCCUUCACGCUCAAACAGCCGGUUUGUUAGGCCCUCUUUGGUACGAAAGCAUCAAGUCGCUUCACGGUCCUAUUCCCUCAAAAUACAACCCCAUGGCCGUCUGCUGGUGGGCAGCAGUUGUGCUUCCAGUAACGCCUCAAGAUGUCUAUGUCCUUUUGAGAACAGUUCCCAUCAUUGACCGCCUUGAACUCGUUAUUUCCUGGAUGCAAGCCUUCCAAACACAAUGGGAAAGAUGCCGCAACACUGCCAUUGAAGCCUUCAACCGAGUCCCUCAACAACUCUAA
This is a messenger RNA of Mucor velutinosus, 1383 nucleotides long. RefSeq lists its product as uncharacterized. The transcript has a single exon. The record is from RefSeq and is a predicted model, not a curated record. Lineage: Eukaryota; Fungi; Mucoromycota; Mucoromycetes; Mucorales; Mucoraceae. Gene Ontology annotation, molecular function: metal ion binding; ubiquitin protein ligase activity. The coding region runs from base 1 to 1383 and encodes 460 amino acids.